CUUUCUCUCUCUCUCUCUCUCACUGUGAUCCAAACCUUGGGUUCUAUUUUCCUCUCUCUCUUAACCAUGCCAACUUAGGGCUUCUUUUCUCUCUCAUCACAACCCAUAUCUAACUAGGGUUACACUCUCUUACUGCUCUUCAAUUCUAGCGUUUGAUUCCAGUCUGGCUACUUCCAUUCUCUUACUACCGUUCAUUUUAGGGUUCCAUUCGUUGCUGAUCGCAUAACAAAAGUAGGUUUUGAUUUCCUUCUAAUCACAGUCGGUUCAGUUCUAGGGUUUCAGCUACAAUGGCGACUGAUACUCUGCAACUCGCUUUUCAGGACCUUGACAAGCAGAGAACCCUAAUUACAAACUGUACUCUUCUAUGGAAGGACCUUUCUCACCAUUUCUCAUCGUUAGAGCAACACUUACAGGAGAAAUCACAAACCCUAGAUACCAAGUCCCAAACACUAGACCAGCAAACCCAGAAAACCCUAGAAAUCCUGGAGCAGCGAGAGCAAUCCAUUAAUUACCUUGAAGAGUCAGCCGUUACCAAGCUUCAGCAACAGAAGGAGGCGGCGCUUUUGGCUGCCGAGAAAGUUGCAGAGGAAGGAAACCCCAAUUCGAACUCCGAUUCAAAUGACAGAGCAAUCGAGUCGAAGCUGAGGGGCUUUUGCCAGAAAAUGGAUUCAAAGGGAUUAUGGGAUUUUAUCGUUGGAAAGAAGAAGGAUAUAGAACUGGUUCGAACCCAUUUGUCAAAUGCUUUACUCGACUGCAUCGAUCCAUCUACUCUGGUUUUGCGAGCAAUUGAAGGGGUGUUUCCAGUUGAUCGAAGGCCUUCAGAUAGAGAGCAUGAUCAACGAUGGGCAUGUAUUCUCUUACUAGAAUUACUUGUGCCUAUUUUAGCAGAUCCAAUUGUAGGGCCAACCAGGCCAGUUGUGACCCCGAAGGUUAGGGACAAGGCAAAGGGGAUGGCUAAAGAGUGGAAGGAGAAGUUAGAUUCAAAUGGAGGGGUUGAUAAUGUCAAGUCACCUGAGGUUCACACUUUCCUGCAACACUUGGUUACAUUUGGGAUCACUUCAGGGUUUGAUAGUGGGUUUCUCAGGGAUUUAUUAGUGGCUUUUGCGUGGAGGAAGCAGAUGCCAAAGCUUGCGGUUUUGCUGGGGUUGAAGGACAGGAUGCCUGAUAUCAUUGAAGAGUUGGUUAACAAGGGAAAGCAGGUCGAUGCUGUGCACUUUAUUGUGGAGUCCGGACUUAUUGAGAAAUACCCCCCUGUACCCUUGCUUGAGGCAUACUUGAGGAACUCUAGGGAAGUUGUUGCUUCGAUUCUUAAGGAUGGAAAUAACUCCACCCGCGCUAUGCAUGAAGCCGGUAUCAAGGAGCAUGCAGCCCUCCGAGCCGUUAUCAAGUGUGUCGAAGAGCACAAGCUUGAGAGCAACCUACCCCUCGAGCCCCUCCAAAAGAGGCUUGCUCAAAUCGACAAAUUGAAAGCCGAGCGCAAAAAGGCAGCUGCAUCUUCUCAACAACAAAACAAGAGAGGGAGAGUGGGCAAUGGAGCUGCUCUCCCUCCAGCUAAGGCUGGAAGGCUUGCUAACUCCCAUUUUCCAGCAAGACGUGUCUUUGUUCGUUCUCCUAAUUCUGGCCAAAGUCCCCAAUUUCCAGCACCCCCACCACCAUAUAACUAUGGCCAAGCUUAUAUGGGAGGAAAUAGGAGCCCAACUUCUCUUGUUGAUGCUUAUGGGUACCCCCCGGAAAAUGCAGCUCCACUUGCUGGAGGUUCUUAUGGCCUGCCUGAAAACUAUGGAGGCUAUGCGAACUAUGGCAUGUAUCAGGCCUCAUAUUUCCGGUAAGUGGGUCGGGUUGUGAAGCCAGCUUCAUCAUCUUCCAUUGCAUUUUCUUUAGAGAGAGGAACAUGGAACUAAAAGAAAAGGUAAGAGAGUUUCUACUGAAGCUGACCUUGGUUUACGACUGUUUCUUUAGGUAGGGGCUGAUGAGAUUUGACAAUGUGGUUUGUGGUUGUGAUAAUGUAGAGAGAGUGCCUGUAUAGUUUGUGUGUAGUUUCUUUCCAGCAUAUCAUGGUGAGAGAGGCUAAUGAGACACCUUUGGUUAAGUUAUUGCACUCUAAUUUAAUCUCUUAGGUUUAUGUAUGUAUGGAUUGACAUGUUGAUAAUGGUGUAUUGUGCUAUGAAUGAACAACUAAUAUAUACUAUCUCUUUGGUUUUUGGUGUUUGGCUCA
Messenger RNA from Amborella trichopoda, 2215 nucleotides. RefSeq names its product FRIGIDA-like protein 4a. The record is from RefSeq and is a predicted model, not a curated record. Lineage: Eukaryota; Viridiplantae; Streptophyta; Magnoliopsida; Amborellales; Amborellaceae.